Molecule: messenger RNA, 442 nt
Organism: Striga asiatica
Lineage: Eukaryota; Viridiplantae; Streptophyta; Magnoliopsida; Lamiales; Orobanchaceae
Source: the annotation of a GenBank genome assembly
UAUAAUGACGUACAACGGGCUUGAGACGUGCAUUCUCAACAGCCAAUCGUAUGAGAAUGAGAGCAGAACGAGCAGGUGCAUGAGUGACUCGUUUGACGAGGAUGACUCAGCCUCCUUCUCCACUACCACUAACCCCUUUGGCUCCUUUUCCUCUCUCAAUAAAGACAAGUGGGCCUCUAUGGCCAAGUGCCUCAACCUUAACGAAAAACAAAAGCACCACAUUUCAGCUCGAUUUUUGGAUAUCGACAUAAUGAAGGAGAAGUUCGCAAAGUUGUUGCUCGGCGAUGAUGUCACGGGCGAGGCUCGUAGUGUUUCGGCUGAACUUGCGCUUUCGAAUGGUGGAGUUGGGUUUAUGAAAAAUACUGAAACUGAGGGAGCAUAUCAUAUCGUGUUUCUCCCACUCGUAGGCCCAAAAGCUUUCGUCGUCUCCCAGGUGGAUAUC